AUGGAGACUAAAGCUUUGAUUCCUGAGGACGAUCUCUGUUGCUCUGUAUGUUGUGACAUUUUUAAAGAGCCUGUUGUUCUGAAAUGCAGCCACAGCUUCUGUAGAGUGUGUCUGCAGCAGUGCUGGGAAGAGAAGAGCUCUCGAGAGUGUCCCAUCUGCAGGAGAAAAGCCUCUAUGGAUGAAUCUUCUCCAAACCUGGCCUUAAAAAACAUUGUGGAGUCUUACUUAAAGCAGAAGACUGAGAGAGAAACGACAGACAAGACGGAGUCUCACUGUAGUCUUCAUGGAGAGAAACUUGUUUUAUUCUGUGAACAUGACAAAGAGCCUGUCUGUUUCAUCUGUCAGACUUCAAGAAAACACAGAAACCACCCGGUCUGUCCAGUGGAAGAGGCCGCUCUGGAGCUGAAGGAGGAACUCAAGCCUGCAUUAAAUCUUGUAAAAGAAAAACUGAAGAAGUUAACUGAGGUUGAACAAGAAUGUAAGAAGACAGCAGAACACAUCAGGAGUCAAGCCCAGCACACAGAGAGGCAGAUAAAGGCAGAGUUUGAGAAGCUCCACCAGUUCCUGCGUGAGGAAGAGGAGGCCAGACUAGCUGCACUGAAAGAGGAAGAGGAGCAGAAGAGUCGGAUAAUGGAGGAGAAGCUAGAACACAUCAGUGGAGACAUCUCCACCCUUACAGACAAAAUCACAGCUCUAGAUACGGCCAUGGAGACCGAAGACACCUCCUUUUUAAAGAGCUACAACAACAUCAAGGAAAGAGCCCAGUGCACACUGCAGGACCCAGAGCUGCUCUCAGGGGCGCUGAUAGACGUGGCCAAACACCUGGGCAACCUGACGUUCAGAGUCUGGGAGAAGAUGCUGGGGAUGGUGCAGUACACUCCUGUGAUGAUGGACCCCAACACUGCACAUGCCUAUCUCUCUCUCUCUGAUGAUCUGACCACUGUGAGACACACAGGUACAGCGCAGAACUGUCCUGACAACCCAGAGAGAUUUAACCGCUGUGUAAAUGUGCUGGGAUCUGAGGGGUUCACCUCAGGGAAACACAGCUGGGAGGUGAAGGUUGGGAAUAAACGUCAGUGGGAUGUAGGAGUGGUGAAAGAGUCCAUCAACAGGAAGGGAAGCCUAAAAUACAGCCCAGGGAAAGGAUACUGGCUCAUAGUGCUGAGGAAUGGUGAUGAGUACAGUGCAGCAGGAGUUACUGACCUCACACUGAAGAGGAAACCCCAGAGCAUCAGGGUGCAGCUGGACUAUGACAGGGGGGAGGUGUCCUUCUUCAACUCCAGUGACAUGUCACUCAUUUACACUUUUAAACACACAUUUACUGAGAGAGUGUUCCCAUUCUUCUCUCCCUGGCCGAGAGAUGGUGAACAGGUGACACCCUUCCCCACGCGACAGCAGGACCCAGAGCUGCUCUCAGGGGCGCUGAUAGACGUGGCCAAACACCUGGGCAACCUGACGUUCAGAGUCUGGGAGAAGAUGCUGGGGAUGGUGCAGUACACUCCUGUGAUGAUGGACCCCAACACUGCACGUGCCGAUCUCUCUCUCUCUGAUGAUCUGACCACUGUGAGACACACAGGUACAGCGCAGAACUGUCCUGACAACCCAGAGAGAUUUAACUACUGUGUGUGUGUGCUGGGAUCUGAGGGGUUUACCUCAGGGAAACACAGCUGGGAGGUGAAGGUUGGGAAUAAACGUGAGUGGGAUGUAGGAGUGGUGAAAGAGUCCAUCAACAGGAAGGGAGAUAUAGCAGCCAGCCCAGGGAAAGGAUACUGGGUCAUAAGGCUGAGGAAUGGUGAUGAGUACAGAGCAGCAGGAGUAGAUGACCUCACACUGGAGAGGAAACCCCAGAGCAUCAGGGUGCAGCUGGACUAUGACAGGGGGGAGGUGUCCUUCUUCAACUCCAGUGACAUGUCACUCAUUUACACUUUUAAACACACAUUUACUGAAAGGGUGUUCCCAUAUUUCUGUCCCUGUGGGAGAGCUGAUGGGAACGAUGAACCCCUGACAAUCUGCCCAGUGAAAGUCUCAGUAACAGUGACGUCAUCCCAGUGA
Molecule: messenger RNA, 2052 nt
Organism: Conger conger (European conger)
Lineage: Eukaryota; Metazoa; Chordata; Actinopteri; Anguilliformes; Congridae
Product: E3 ubiquitin-protein ligase TRIM35-like
Exons: 9
Coding region: 1-2052 (683 amino acids)
Biological process (GO): protein ubiquitination
Molecular function (GO): ubiquitin-protein transferase activity; protein binding; zinc ion binding
Source: RefSeq, a predicted model, not a curated record